Messenger RNA from Drosophila serrata, 1172 nucleotides. Its product is annotated as protein MEMO1. The record is from RefSeq and is a predicted model, not a curated record. NCBI's taxonomy places the organism in Eukaryota, Metazoa, Arthropoda, Insecta, Diptera, Drosophilidae.
GUUGGCAACCCUUGUUCAUGCUCAUCCCUAAAACAGAAUCAAAUUUUUGAGAUCAGAAAUUUGGCUAUUAAAAAUAUAUUUGAAAGUCAUUUAUUGUAGACCAGUAAGUGCCGCCACUGGAUUUAAGCUAUCAAAUAUAACGUGCUAAAAAGGGGUCCUUGAAAUGCCUGCCAGAAAAGCAACACACGCCGGGAGCUGGUACACAGACUCCGCCCCUGAGCUCUCUAGGCAGUUGGAUGGUUGGCUGCACGCUGCCGAGCUCUCCCACGGACCUGCCCGCGCCAUCAUUGCCCCGCAUGCCGGCUAUACGUACUGUGGGGCUUGCGCUGCGUUCGCCUAUCGUCAAGUCAGCCCCGUUGUCGUAAAACGAAUCUUCAUCUUGGGCCCCUCCCACCAUGUGCGCCUUCGGGGCUGUGCCUUGUCCGUGUCUAAGAAGUAUAAGACUCCACUUUAUGAUCUCGAGAUUGAUACUCAAACCAAUGCUGAGCUGGAGAAGACCGGCCAGUUCAGCUGGAUGGAUAUGAAAACAGAUGAGGAUGAGCACUCCAUUGAGAUGCAUUUGCCUUACAUAGCCAAAGUCAUGGAAGACUACAAAAACCAGUUCACCAUUGUGCCUAUUCUGGUGGGUUCGCUGAAUCCCGAGCAGGAGGCACAGUAUGGUUCCCUAUUGUCCACGUACUUGAUGGACCCCACCAAUCUGUUUGUAAUAUCCUCCGACUUCUGCCAUUGGGGCCAGCGCUUCAAUUACACAUACUACGAUCGCUCCUGCGGCGCUAUUCACAAGUCCAUCGAGAGGCUUGACAAGCAGGGCAUGGACAUCAUCGAGACACUUAGUCCGCAGGCAUUCACCGAGUACUUACGCAAGUACAACAACACCAUAUGCGGCCGCCAUCCCAUCGGCGUCAUGCUCGGCGCCUGUAGGGCCCUGCAGGAUCAGGGCUACGACAAGAUGAACUUUAAGUUUCUUAAGUAUGCGCAGAGUAGCCAGUGCGAGGAUAUGGAGGAUUCAAGUGUCAGCUACGCCUCUGGCUCCCUUGUCUUUGAGAUUUGAGAGAUGCUUUGGUAUGGCAUACAGCAGCUCGGCAGCAUUAAUAUUGUGGAAUUUAAGCCUAAUGUUUUUUAUAAUUAUUACUAGCCUCAAAUUGCAGAAAUAAAUCCAUUUAUCAACUUAA